AUGCCAUUGCAUACGGUCGCACUAGGUGCGGCCCUAACUCCGACGGUUCUUCAUACUCUAGUCAGUCAUUACCUGAACCGCAAGUCGUUGCACAACAAACCUUCCGUGCAUAUCACAUAUGAUGAAGGUAUCCAAAUUGUCCGGUCAUUCUUGCAAUAUGCGUCCAAGCACCCCGUCGAAGAUCUCCAGGCUUUCACUCGACAAUGGGUGCCAAGCCCCCAUUGGGUGAGAACCGAAGCGGUCACAAUCCCCUCCGAUGUCGUGUCGUCCGCCGCAGACGCAGUCACCAAACAGCUUGGUCCGAAAGGUAUCAUACGGGUUGGAGGAGAGAAAUGGUGGCAAUGGCGUGGGCCAGCGGAAGACCUGAAGGGGGAGUGGAUUGAAAUGCGAAACCACUAUAACGAGACGAAGAAGGCCAAUAAGCGGUGCAAUCGCGUGAUGUUGUAUAUCCACGGAGGAGCCUACUUCUUCGGAAGCGUGGAUACUCAUCGGUAUAUGAUGCAACGGCAUGCGCGAAAGCUCAAGGCUCGAUUGUUUGCGCCGGAAUACCGACUAUCACCGCAAUUCCCAUUCCCGUGUGGCCUACAUGACUGCUUGGCAGCGUACCUCUGGCUCUUGAAGUCUCAUGAACCCAAGGAAAUAAUCAUCGCUGGCGACUCUGCGGGUGGAGGUCUGGCGCUGUCAAUGCUGGUCAUCAUGCGAGACCAAGGAAUUCCUCUGCCUGCAGGGGCCAUUCUCAUAUCUCCUUGGGUUGACUUGACACACUCUUUCCCUAGUAUUGUCGAGGAUAACCCAGGAGAUUAUAUUCCGCCCUAUGGGUUCCGUCAUAAACCCUCAACCGCAUGGCCUCCUCCCAAUGCAGAUGAUGUUUUGAAGAUGAAGAAACUGGCCCAGCAGGAAAAGGUCACCCAUGAAGACGUGAACAAUGCCAUCCCUGCACCAAAUAGUUCUGCUGAAGAAACUGCUGUCCGGGGUUACACUGUCCACGAGAAUACUCCUCCACCAGCUGAUCCUGCAUACCCCGGUCAGCAGCAAACCCCUAACCCCGGCUCAUUGCAUGCCGAGCCUGACAAUAUCCAUGUCGUUUUAGAUGGGAAGACUGUUGAACUGAAAGACCAAAUUCAGAUGUAUACGACGAACCAACUCAUGUCCCAUCCACUUGUUUCUCCAGUUCUUCAGCCAUCUCUGGGUGGGCUGCCUCCACUGCAAAUAUUGAGCGGUGGUGGUGAGAUGCUUCGCGAUGAGCAGUUCUACAUCGCCCACAAGGCUGCAAACCCAACAGCGUACCCGCCUGGUGAUGUAUAUCUUGACGAGCAUGAUCCAACCAGGGAGACCUUGAAGAAAUAUAAGCCAACCUAUGUGCAACUUCAAGUCUGGGAUCAUUUGUGCCAUGUGGCACCAACCUUGAGCUUCACUCAACCGGCCAAGUACAUGUUCCGUUCAAUUGCUCAAUUUGGAUCUUGGGCGCUGGCUCGUGCGCAGAAUGGUCAAAUAGAGAUUGAAGAAGACAUCCCCUUGUCCCCGGUCUCGUCGAGUAGCUCCGAAGGUGAUCAAUCAUUGGGGCCCGAGACUGCCUUGAACAAGCCAGCUACAGGCCCAGGCCCAGAGUCUGUUGGUAGAGCCGGGGACCCCCUUCCAGCAUUCCAAGACCAUAUGAUUCGUCAACGAAUUGACAAACAAGGUCAAGCGUUCCCACUCGACCCCCCAUCAUCAUACCCUGUUUUGGAUAUUCCAGCCUCGCAAGUUGGUGCGAUCAACCCGGAACUCAUCCGCAAGUGGCUUGAAGCAAAGCAAGAAUGGGACAUCAGGUUCUCCAAAGAGAAGCUUCGUGUUCAAAGUCGGCGAAUGAAAGAGCUUGCUCACGGCUUCCAAGACUUCGAUGGGGAAGUUCCUCCCCCAAGCUCACUUGCGGCCCGUCGAUCCGCCCCUGGUGUACUCCCCAAGCCUCGCGCCAAGAAGAAUUAUGGCAUGAUGAUGUGGAGUGGCUGGGGAAGCAAGCAUGAUGAGCGUGAAAUCGAAAAGCAGUCACAGGCGCAGCAGUCUGGCCGACGUUCUACUCGUGCUAGCGUCGAUGCCAGCCAAGCCGGUGCAUGGUCGAGCACGCCCGCGCUUAACUCACAAAAUGGAAUUGCAGAGAAAGGUAGCAUCAAAGCCAACCAGCAUGCCGGUCCCUCCGGCAUAACCUGGGACGAAAAGGGCCACCCCAAUGCGGGUGACUCCUCCGAUGGGCGCGCAUCUCUAGAGGCGCCCUCGCGAGCAUCAGAGCAAACCAACUCCGCUCCCAUUCUUAUACUACCCGAAGUAAACAACCACAAACUGAGGGACGACAAUGCCAGCACAAGAGCCCUCUUCCAUGCCGCGGGUUCUCUGCCAAUGAAGUCGGACAUUUCUCUUGCUCAAAGCAGAUACCGGCCAUCAUCAGCCGCAGGCUCUCUCACGGGUCGAAGCGAACUCGUGUCUGACACAGCCAGUACAGUUGGAGGCGACAAAGACUCUGUCGCGUACACGAACAUGGCAUCUGAUUCAGCUAGUACUCGUGCUGUCAUGGGGGCGAGAGGCAUCUCCGCCCAUGUCAUGGCUGGUGAGAGCGGCCGUCGCUCCACAGACACUCUUUCCGUGUUCUCCGCGGCUGGUCGUGAUUCAACAUCGCAUCGCCCCGAGAUGCCCGACAGGGAUGUUUUCAAGACAGCCGAGGAAGUACUGUAA
Molecule: messenger RNA, 2706 nt
Organism: Penicillium olsonii
Lineage: Eukaryota; Fungi; Ascomycota; Eurotiomycetes; Eurotiales; Aspergillaceae
Source: the annotation of a GenBank genome assembly